UGGUCAUCUCCUGUACUGUGUCCGCAGUCUCUGGUCAUCUCCUGUACUGUGUCCGCAGUCUCUGGUCAUCUCCUGUACUGUGUCCGCAGUCUCUGGUCAUCUCCUGUACUGUGUCCGCAGUCUCUGGUCAUCUCCUGUACUGUGUCCGCAGUCUCUGGUCAUCUCCUGUACUGUGUCCGCAGUCUCUGGUCAUCUCCUGUACUGUGUCCGCAGUCUCUGGUCAUCUCCUGUACUGUGUCCGCAGUCUCUGGUCAUCUCCUGUACUUAUGUCCGCAGUCUCUGGUCAUCUCCUGUACUGUGUCCGCAGUCUCUGGUCAUCUCCUGUACUGUGUCCGCAGUCUCAGGUCAUCUCCUGUACUAUGUCCGCAGUCUCUGGUCAUCUCCUGUACUGUGUCCGCAGUCUCUGGUCAUCUCCUGUACUGUGUCUGCAGUCUCUGGUCAUUCCCUGUACUAUGUCUGCAG
Molecule: messenger RNA, 462 nt
Organism: Staurois parvus
Lineage: Eukaryota; Metazoa; Chordata; Amphibia; Anura; Ranidae
Source: the annotation of a GenBank genome assembly